Messenger RNA from Lutzomyia longipalpis, 764 nucleotides. Its product is annotated as protein G12-like. The transcript has a single exon. Bases 53 to 682 code for a protein of 209 amino acids. The record is from RefSeq and is a predicted model, not a curated record. Lineage: Eukaryota; Metazoa; Arthropoda; Insecta; Diptera; Psychodidae.
GCUUGGAAAAGCAUCAGUUUCUCCAUUGAUUUCUGUGAGCUAACAUAUCAUCAUGAAAACCUCAGUUGUUGUUCUCUUUGCUCUGGUAGCAUUUGUGGCUGCAGUUUCUGCUAAACCAGCAGUGCGUGGGCUAAAGGAAGAUGCUGACGAUUUCUUGAAUUUGGUUAACUUGGCUCAGGUUAAGCGUGUUGCUCUUAAGUACUACGCCAAGGACAAGGAAACCAAGCAGUUCGUAAAGUACUUGAAGGGAGAAACCUUUAGUGCUGUGUGGGAACAAGUUUUUACCAAUGAACACGUGAAGCAUUUCCUGAAGUACGUCCAGGAUUCUGGUGUUGAUGUUCUGUCUGUUCUCAAUCAAGUGGCCAAAUUCCUGAAGAAACCAUUUGUGGAUUUCGGCGAUGUCACCCGGAAACCCAGUGGUGCUGGUCUCAACGAGCUCGUCAAGGAGCUUCUAGCUGAAGUGCCAUUUGAUGAAUUCAAGGCUCUUGUUGUUGAGAAACUCGAGUCAAGCCCUGAAUUCAAGCAGUUCUUCGAUACUGUCUCCGGUUUCGACUAUGCCGCCAUAAAGGAGUUUGUUGCCAACUCCAAUGAGCUUUUGGACCUCGUCAACACCGUCAAGUCCUACGGAGUUGAUCUCGAUGGCUAUCUCCAUGAAGUGGAGCAAUUCUUUGGAUGGAAUUAAGCCUUCUUAAUGCACUGGGAUUAAUUUGAAGAGCCCACCUACUUAUAAAAGAGAAAUAAACACUUAUCUUCUUCACUAUAAA